UUGAAUGCUAAAAACGUUAUGGAAUUUUACAUUUUUCUAUGAACGAUAAAACACUGAAUAUAUACAAAAUAUGACACUUCACUUCACAUUUAGAGAAACAAAUGUGUCUGGGGCCCGGUAUGUCUAUUUUUUAGGAACACUAAUACAUCGUCUUUCUCGUCUCUGGCUCCGCCCAGGCCGACGACAUCAUCUUCCUCGUCUCUAGCUCCGGCCAGACCGACAACAUUGUAUUCGUUGUCUCUGGCCCCGCCCAGGCAAACGACAUCGUCUUUCUCGUCUCUGACUCCGCCCACGCCGACGACAUCGUCUUCCUCGUCUCCGGCUCCGCCCAGACCGACAACAUUGUAUUCGUUGUCUCUGGCCCCGCCCAGGCAAACGACGUCGUCUUUAUCAUCUCUGACUCCGCCCAGGCCGACGACAUCAUCUUCCUCGUCUCUGACUCCGCCCACGCCGACGACAUCGUCUUCCUCGUCUUUGACUCCGCCCAGGCCGACAACACCGUCUUUCUCGUCUCUGGCUCCGCCCACGCCGACGACAUUGUCUUCGUCGUCUCCGGCUCCGCCCACGCCGACAACAUCGUCUCCCUCGUCUCUCCCUCCACCCUCCCGUGACUUUGGACUUUUUUGUUUUUCUAGAAACGCCUGGAAGAGGUGCUACUGUCAGGCUUGUCACUGACAGGUCGGUUAUGUUUUAGUUUUAUCUCUGUUGGCUUUAUUUCCUGUCAGCGCUUUUAUUUUGUUUCGGUUUCCUGUUUUUCUCCCUGAGCGCUGUUUCUCCUCACCUGCUGCUGAUUGGCAGCCUGGCCCCACCUGUUGUCAAUCAGCUGGCUAGUAUUUAUACCUGCCUUGCCCUCCAGUCAGUGCUGGAGUAUUGUGAGCUGUUUCCUAGUUCCUGAGUCCUGUUUUCCUGAAUUUUAUUUUUGACAUUAGAAGUCAUGUUUUCCUGCAUCAAGCCUGCCGUCUCUGCAUCCUGGGAUGCUGACCCAUCGGGAGCGCGCACGGUCACCGACGCGCACGCGCCUGCUCGCUGCGGAGACGCGCCUGCUCGAGCCCCGAGCUGUCACUCAAGCGGAGCCCCGGUUCGACAACGCUAGCGAAAGGGAGGAGAUCCACAUCCAGAAAAAAAAAAAAAAAAAAAAAGAACCGAGGAGGCGAGGAAGAACCUCCACCCCACCCGAGUUAUGCGCCCUGCUUCCCGGUGAGCAACAGAUCGGCGACUCGGCGGCGCUCCCACACCGGAGGAGGGAUGAGCCGAGGAGGGGGAGACAAUACCAGAGUCAGGCGGCACGUGUGAGCCCCUUUUCGGUGGAGCUCGCGUGGAUGACGCGGAAGGACGAGGCGGUUGUUCGGUCCGAGCCAAAAUGACCCCACCGCUGCCAUCCUCUUCAUCAUCCUCAUCCUCAUCCGGUACCACGGAGGGGGCCCGGUUCUGGCAGCGCUUUUACGCGGCAGACCCCGUAGUGACCACCGCUGUGGACAGCAGGAGAGUGGCGUGGAGAGCCCCGCAGUAACACGCACACACCCUCGCCGAGACAAGUCCCGCGGAUCUUCCAAGUUUGGACCGAGCGAAAGUCCGAACCUCCUCCUGCUCUCCGUCUUCUUCCUCCUCGGCUUCUCGAACCCAGCAUCUUCACAGGCUCGCACAGCGAGUCUGUGAGCAGUUGAGAGAGGGACACUGUCUGCCCCACUGUCCAGCGACACCAUGAGCUGGAGCUUCCUCACGCGGCUGCUGGAGGAGAUCCACAACCACUCCACCUUCGUGGGGAAGCUGUGGCUCACUGUGCUCAUCGUCUUCCGCAUCGUCCUCACGGCCGUUGGAGGAGAGUCCAUCUACUACGACGAGCAGAGCAAGUUUGUGUGCAACUCGGGGCAGCCGGGCUGCGAGAACGUCUGCUACGACGCCUUCGCCCCACUGUCCCACGUCCGCUUCUGGGUCUUCCAGAUCAUCCUGGUGGCCAUGCCGUCUCUCAUGUACAUGGGCUACGCCGUCAACAAGAUUGCGCGAUUGGAUGAAGCUAAGGGAGGAGCCGGAGCCGUUGCGGUGAGACCCGUCGGAGGGGGCUACACGCACCGGAAGCCCAGGAAAAUCUGCUUCGGAGCGCGGCAGCACCGGGGCAUCGAGGAGACCGAAGAGGACCGCGAGGACGAUCCCAUGAUCUAUGAGGUCCCAGAGAUGGAGCCUCCCAAAAGACCUCGAGAUCCGCUGCAGCCUACACCCAGACCUAAGAUCCGCCAUGACGGUCGCACGCGUAUCCGGGAUGAGGGUCUGAUGCGGGUGUACGUUCUGCAGCUGGUGACACGCACAGUUUUAGAGGCGGGCUUCCUGACGGGUCAGUACUUGCUUUACGGCUUCCGCGUGACGCCCGUGUUUGUAUGUUCGGGGAAACCGUGCCCCCACAGCGUGGACUGCUUUGUGUCGCGGCCCACCGAGAAGACCAUCUUCCUGCGCAUCAUGUACGGCGUCACCGUGCUCUGCCUGGUGCUCAACGUCUGGGAGAUGCUGCACUUAGGCAUCGGCUCCAUCUGCGACAUUCUGCGUCGCCGCCGCUGCCCUCCUCAGGACGACGAGUACCAGCUGGGCCUGCUGGGCACCAAUGUGGGCGGAGAGGGGUCGGUAGGGGUGGCCGGACCGGAGGCAGGUUCCGAAGGCGGGGACGGCGGGGAUGGACCUGCCGAUUAUGUGGGUUAUCCGUUCUCCUGGAACACCCCGUCGGCGCCGCCUGGCUACAACAUCGUGGUGAAACCCGAGCAGAUGCCCUACACCGACCUCAGCAACGCCAAGAUGGCGUGCAAGCAGAACCGGGCAAACAUCGCCCAGGAGGAGCAGCAGCAGUUCGGCAGCAACGAGGACAACUUCCCCACAGGGGGCGAGGCCCGCGUGGCCCUCAACAAGGACAUGAUCCAGCAGGCUCACGAGCAGCUGGAAGCCGCCAUCCAGGCCUACAGUCAGCAGCACCGGGCCGAGGAGACUCUUGGGGACAACCAGGACGACAAGCCCCAGAGUAACAUCAUCAUCCAGACGCAGCCACCGCCUCAGAAGGAGCGCAAGCACAGACUCAAGCAUGGCAAAGGAGGCAGCAGCGGCGGCGGCAGCAGCAGCAACAGCAGCAGCAGCAAAUCAGGAGAAGGCAAACCGUCGGUAUGGAUUUAACCCCGAUGCAAACCAUGCAGUGUACAUACCACUUGUCAACACCGCCGUGCCUUAAAGAGGAACUGCACUGUUUUUGGAAUUUUGUCUGUCAUUCACAAUCCAUACGAAAGACAAAAACACGUUUAUUUUUCUUUUUUUAAUGCAUUCUAAAUUUUAAAUCCCGCCUAUAAAGCACUCUAAUCACCGUCCAUUGACUUAUAUACAUGCUAUAAGUAUGUAUGUAAUGUAGUAACAGGCCCAUUCUUAAUAACAUGUAAUAUUAGGAAUUUUACGGCGGCGUAUUAAUUUCACCGACACAUCACGUUUACUUUUCCCUUCAACAACAACACUACUAAUGAAGAGAGACAAGAACGAUUACUUUGGGACAAACGGUGAUCCGGAACCUUAUAUUUUUGAAACUGAAUAUAAGGAGGACAGAAAAUAAAACUUUUAAAAAACUUAGUCAUUUGCAGAUCAAGCUUUAGCAGCAGUGUUGCUUAAUGUAAAACAAGAUAUUGGAAACUACGGCCAUAUUAAAACAAUCCCUUACUGUACAAUGUCUGCUCUAACUGGGAUGCAGAGUAAUUGGAUGUGCAUGUCUUUCUGUUUAGAUGAAAAAUUAAUCCUAAUCCUAAUGCAGGUUUUUUUUUUAAAACUGUGUUUUUUGUGUUUCUCGCCGUAUAAACUGAAUGUCAAAGUUGACUAACUACUUUAUGUUAACAAUCUUCUACUAUCCAGGUGAGAGGCAUGAUUUAUAAUCACAACGUUCACUUUUCCCUUCAACGACAACACUACUAAUCAUGCUAGACUUCAUGAGAGACAACAACGAUUACUUUGGGACAAACGGUGAUCCACAACCUUAUAUUUUUUAACCUGAAUAUAGGGAGGAAAAAAAUACAACUUUUAGAAACUGAGUCAUGUGCACAUCCAACUUUAGCAGUAGUAUUGCUAAGUGUAAAACAAGAUUUUGGAAACUACAAACAUAAUAGAACAAUCACUUACUGUAAAAUCUCUGGUCUCACUGGGAUGCAGAGUAAUUGGAUGUCUUCCUGUUUAGAAGAAUUAAUCCUAAUCCUCGUUUUUUUUCUGUUUCUCGCCAUCUAAAUUGAAUGUCAAAGCUGACCAACUACUUCAUGUCAAUCUUCUACUAUCCAGGUGAGAGGCCUGAUUUAUAAUCACAACGUUCACUUUUUCCUUCAACGACAACACUACUAAUUAUGGCAGACUUCAUGAGAGAAAAGAACGAUUACUUUGGGACAAACGGUGAUCCGGAACCUUAUAUUUUUGAACCUGUAUAUAAGGAGGAAAGAAAAUACAACUUUUAGAAACUGAGUUAUGCACAGAUCCUGCUUCAGCAGUGUAUUGCUAAGACUAAAACAAGAUUUUGGAAACUACGUACAAAAUAAAACAAUCACUUACUGUACAAUGUAUGCUCUCACUGGGAUGCAAAGUAAUUGGAUGUUCAUAUCUUCCUGUUUGGAUGAAGAAUUAAUCUUAAUCCUCGUUUUUGUGUGUUUCUUGCCAUCUAAAUUGAAUGUAAACGUUGACCAACUACUUUAUGUCAACAAUCUUCUACUACACAGGUGAGAGGCCUGAUUUAUAAUCACAACGUUCACUUUUCUCCUCAAUAACAACACUACUAAUCAUGAUGAGAGACAAGAACGAUUACUUGGGACAAACGGUGAUCCGGAACCUUAUUUUUUUUAACCUAAAUAUAAGGAGGAAAAAAAUACAACCUUUAGAAGCUGAGUCAUACACAGAUCCAGCUUUAGCAGUAUUGCUAAAUGUAAAACAAGAUAUUGGAAACUACGGCCAUAAUAAAACAAUCACUUACUGUACAACGUCUGCUCUCACUGGGAUUCAAAGUAAUUGGAUGUUCAUAUCUUCCUGUUUGGAUGAAGAAUUAAUCCUAAUCCUUGUUUUUUGUUAGUUUCCCGCCAUCUAAAUUGAAGGUCAAAGUUGACCAACUACUUUAUGUCAACAAUCCUCUACUAUCCAGGUGAGAGGCCUGAUUUAUAAUCACAAAGUUCACUUUUCUCCUCAACAACAACAGUAGUAAUCAUGAUGAGAGACAAGAACGAUUAGUUUGGGACAAACGGUGAUCCAGAACCUUAUAUUUUUUAACCUGAAUAUAGGGAGGAAAAAAAUGCAACUUUUAGAAGCUGAGUCAAUCGCAGAUCCAGCUUUAGCAGCAGUAUGGCUGAAUCUGAAACAAGAUUUUGGAAACUACGUACAUAAUAGAACAAUCACUUACUGUACAAUGUCUGCUCUCACUGGGAUGCAGAGCAAUUGGAUGUUCAUAUCUUUCUGUUUAGAUGAAGAAUUAAUCCUAAUCCUCGUUCUUGUGUGUUUCUUGCCAUCUAAAUUGAAUGUCAAAGUUGACCAACUACUUUAUGUCAACAAACGUCUACUAUCCAGGUGAGAGGCAUGAUUUAUAAUCACAACGUUCACUUUUCUCCUAAACAACAACACUACUAAUCAUGAUGAGAGACAAGAACGAUUACUUGGGACAAACGGUGAUCCGGAACCUUAUAUUUUUGAACCUAAAUAUAAGGAGGAAAAAAAAUACAACUUUAAGAAGCUGAGUCAUACGCAGAUCCAGCUUUAGCAGUAGUGCUAAAUGUAAAACAAGAUAUUGGAAACUAUGGCCAUAAUAAAACAAUCACGUACUGUACAACGUCUGCUCUCCUGGGAUUCAAAGUAAUUGGAUGUUCAUAUAUUCCUGUUUGGAUUAAAAAUUAAUCCUAAUCCUUGUUUUUUGUUAGUUCCUCGCCAUCUAAAUUGAAGGUCAAAGUUGACCAACUACUUUAUGUCAACAAUCUUCUACUAUCCAGGUGAGAGGCCUGAUUUAUAAUCACAACGUUCACUUUUCUCCUCAACAACAACAGUAGUAAUCAUGAUGAGAGACAAGAACGAUUACUUGGGACAAACAGUGAUCCGGAACCUUAUAUUUUUGAACCUAAAUAUAAGGAGGAAAAAAAGUACAACUUUAAGAAGCUGAGUCAUACGCAGAUCCAGCUUUAGCAGUAUUGCUAAAUGUAAAACAAGAUUUUAGAAACUACGAACAUAAUAGAACAAUCACGUACUGUACAAUGCCUGCUCUCACUGGGAUGCAGAGCAAUUUCUGUUUAGAUGAAGAAUUAAUCCUAAUCCUCAGUUUUGUGUGUUUCUCGCCAUCUAAAUUGAACGUCAGAGUUGACCAACUACUUUAUGUCAACAAUCUUCUACUAUCUAGGUGGGAGGCCUGAUUUAUAAUCUAGAAAGAACUUUCACCAACAACAAUAACAAUAUCUCCAAUACUUGGCUAAUAUUCAGGACACGAGAUGUAAAUGGAGUAUUGUUGGCUGUUUUUGGAUGUUUUUUCAGAGUGCUUUAUGGGCAUAAUAGUGUACUACCAUUAGCUGCAUUGUUAGCCACCUCGUACUCGUCAGAUUCAACAAACUUGAAUGCAUAAAAAAGAAAAAUAUGUGCUCUUGUUUUACGUAAGGAUUGUGAAUGAUGGGCAAAAAAAAAAAAGGUGCAGGUCCCCUUUAAUUACCCAAUCCUGCGAGCUGGACAAGAUUGUGUACGCGAUGAUGCAGCUGACGCCUCGUCUGGGCCACCGCGGUCAAACUUGCAAAAAACAAACAAACAAAAAAACAGAAGACAGUCUCUGGUACGUCCUUGGGUCCAUUGUCUGCCUUGUCCGACAGGAACAAACAAUUUUGGGCUCUUUUCCUCCGCAAAGACUCCCGACUGCAAAAAGCGAUUAAAUGCAAUAAGAAAAGUGACUUUUUAUUUUUAUUUUUUUGUUCAACUGAGAGGAUUGCCGUCCGGUCUUACAUUACUGUGACUGUUUGUUUACGUCCAUAUCUGUGUGUGUGUGUGUGUGUGUUUUGACAGGAGUGCUACUCCCGCUGCUGCUCGGGCCUUUGUUGUCGUUGUUGUCGUUGUUCCGAGAGAACAUGGUGCAUCCUCAACUUUAAUGUUGAGUUUCUCACUGUUGUCGAACCCUGACUGCCUCACGCUGGGCGCUGUGCGUAAUGCAACACACGCACACACACCUGCGAUUGAUGGAUCUUAAAGUCUUCCCAUGAGUUAAAGAGGGUUCAAAGCCAUUUUUUGUAAAAAAAAAACAAAAAAACAACAACGACAAAAAAUGAGACCAAACACUGUUCGCGUGUCAGUGCCAAGAUGAUAGGAUUUCACGCGUGUGAAGCUUUGGAAUGCCGAGGCCAUGGUUAAAACGCCUACACCAGGGGUGUCCAAACUUUUUCCACAGAGGGCCGGACACGGAAACAUUUAAACAUGCCAUCAAUCACCAUUUUUGAUAUUUUUCAUUUUCAAACCAUAACAAAAUACAUGGAUUUUUUUUUUAAUCCUUAGGGCUCCUGGGGAGUAUAGAGGGUCUCAGUCACUAAAAUGUUAAAAAUAAGUCCAAUUAUUAUUAUUAUUUUUUAUUAAAUGCUUACAGAAAAUCUGUAUAUCAACUUGAGGUUGAUAUAAAGUAAAACAAAUAAGCUUUUAUGCCUUUUCCGUCAAAGACAACUUUGUUUUUUAUAGUAAAACUGAAAUAUGCAGUAUUUAGAUAGUUAAAGUUAAAGUACCAAUGGUUGUCACACACACACUAGGUGUGGCGAAAUUAUUCUCUGCAUUUGACCCAUCACCUUGUUUACCCCCUGGGAGGUGAGGGGAGCAGUGGGCAGCAGCAGUGCCGCGCCCGGGAAUCAUUUAUGGUGAUUUAACCCCCAAUUCCAACCCUUGAUGCUAAGUGCCAAGCAGGGAAAUAAUGGGUCCCAUUUUUUUUUUAUGGUCUUUGGUAUGACUCAGCCAGGGUUUGAACUCCCAACCUACCGAUCUCAGGGCGGACACUCUAACCACUAGACCACUGAGUAGGUAGAUAGAUAGUACUUUAUUGAUUUCUUCAGGAGAGUUCCUUUAUUUAGCAAUUAAAGCCCUUAAGAUCAAUAAUGCAGGACGCCAUUUAUUUUAAUUAUCUAAUAUUUUUGAGUAAUCACAGUGAAAAGUUCAAUAAAAUCCUACUAAAUAUAUUUGAGAUACGAAAGAUUCCCCACUCAUAAAGUGAUGCAUUUGUAUUAGUUGUUUUUUUUUACUUUUAACACUUAAAUUUCAAGAUCAACUCCCGAUAUAUCUGUCGAUUUUAAAGGCCUACUGAAACCCACUACUACCGACCACACAGUCUGAUAGUUUAUAUAUCAAUGAUGAAAUAUUAACAUUGCAACACAUGCCAAUACGGCCUUUUUAGUUUACUAAAUUUUAAUUUUAAAUUUCCCGCAAAGUGUCCUGUUGAAAAAAUCGCGAAAUGAUGACGUGUACGGAAAUAUUAGCGCUGCGCACACACACAGCUAAAAGUCGUCUGCGUUAACCGCAUAAUUACACAGUAUUUUGGACAUCUGUGUUGCUGAAUCUUUUGCGAUUUGUUCAAUUAAUAUUGGAGAAGUCAAAGUAGAAAAAUGGAGUUGGGAAGCUUUAGUCUUUAGCCACACAAACACACGGUGAUUCCUUGUUUAAAAUUCCCGGAGGUGAAACUUUACUAUGGAUCAGAGCGGUCAAGCAAAUUAUGGAUCCCGACCAAAUGUCAACCAGCAGUUUUCGGUGAGAAAAUUUGUGGUAAAAAGUCGCCACCUACCGGAGAUCAGCUGAGCUUGUGCCGUCCGUACAGCUGCCGUCGACUUCCAUUAGACACUGGCCUCAAGACACCCGUGGAUACACCCUUCCGAGUACCAGGUACUAUUAAACUCACUAAAACACUAGCAACACAAUAGAAAGAUAAGGGAUUUCCCAGAAUGAUCCUAGUAAAUGUGUCUAAAAACAUCUGAAUCCGUCCCAAUGCAAUCGCGUUUUUUUUUUGUUUUUUUUUCCUAGUCCGUCGCUAUCAAUAUCCUCAAACACGAAUCUUUCAUCCUCGCUCAAAUUAAUGGGGAAAUUGUCGUUUUCUCGGUCCGAAUAGCUCUUUUUGUUGGAGGCUCCCAUUAAAAACAAUGUGAGGAUGUGAGGAGCCCCCACACUUGUGACGUCAUCGUCUGUGACCUCCGGUAAAGACAGGGCUUUUCUGUUAGCGACCAAAAGUUUCGAAUUAUCGUCGAUGUUCUCUACUAAAUCCUUUCAGCAAAAAUAUGGAAAUAUCGCGAAAUGAUCAAGUAUGACACAUAGAAUGGACCUGCUAUCCUCGUUUAAAUAAGAAAAUCUCAUUUCAGUAGGCCUUUAAGUUUGAACUAUGAUUUUGUUUGUUUUAUGCUCUUUUGUCAAAACGUUGAUGUUUUAUAUGGCAACCACUUAACAUAUGCAGUAUUUUUUCCACAUAAAACAUUUUAAAGUGAUAAUUUUUAAGUAAUAAUUCAUUAUAAAAUAGAUUUUUUUGUCCUUUUUUUUUUGGAGCUAUGGAAAAAAUAGAAAAUAAAGACAAAAGGAAAAAAAACUGCCUGCAUGGCUUUUUCUCAUUAGAUUUCACCUCAUUCAACUUUUUUUAAAUGUUUUUUUUUAAUUUUUGAAAUACUAUCAAUUUUGCAAUUUUUGCAGAAUGUGUGGCGGGCCAGUAAACGAUUAGCUGCGGGCCGCAAAUGGCCCCCGGGCCGCACUUUGGACACCCCUGGCCUACACGGUGGUGACCAACCCUUUUGUAAAACCAUUUCUUUUUCUAUGAUGUCUUGCUUUUCAGCAUCGGGAUUCAACAACAAGUUUUUUUAUUUCUGUUUUUAUACAAGAAGAAAAAAAUGUUCCUUAUUUGCCCCCUUUUUUUGAACUGUGUGAGUAUUUAUGGUUAUUAUGGUGUUAAAUUGCCUUUCAAGUGUUAUUUAAAAAGUGAUAAUAAUGUGAAAUGACAUAGUAUAUUUUUAUAAUCAAAAGAAAAAGCCAGACUUGGAGGAGAUUGCACUGCAAGCUGUGUUUAACAGGGAUGAAUGUCGGAGUAAAAAAAGGCCGUGGCCACACCAGGGGAACGACGUCAGAAGGAAACGAGCUUGUGUUUGCACUGUGGAAAUGCUCCGGUGAGCACCAAAAGCAGGCCGCGCCCGGGACGACCAAGCCCUGUUUUGAAUAGCCGGCAAGAAAGACCAGAUCCAGACAGACGUGAGCAAAAACAAGUGCAGCUAUACAAUGAACAUGGGGAUAUAAUGUCAUCAUCUGUCGGAGUAAUUUGGUUAAAAAAAACCUUCCCCAAACCCUCAAAACUCAACUUUAAGCUCAAAUGUAAGAAACCGCGUCCCUCAGGGCUCUGUACUAUGCCCAUUUCUUUAAGGUGGUUACAGUGGUACCAUGUACAGUGUAUGUUUUGGUCAUUUGUAUGGAUGGCAAUUAAAAAAACAAACAACUUAAAAAAAUAAUUAAAAAUACAAUUUCUUUUCUGGUGUCAAAAAGAAAUAAGAUUAAAAAACGAUUACAUUUGUCGCCAAUAUUUUCCAUAGCAAGUUUUAAAUCACCAUUUGGUCGAAAUGUGAUUUUAAGGCCAAAAAACAGACGUUUUUUGUUUUUUUUUUCUAAUGUACCGAAACUAAAAUUGGAAUUUUAAAUUUAAAGAGAAGACUGCGGACUGGCAACAGGAAAAACAACAGUGUGGUGUUUUGGAGGGGUGCCUUUCACACAUGUAUACGGUACUGAGGAAUUGAUUUUGGUUCUUAAUGGUACCAAUUUACAUAAAUUUUGUCUGUGUUCAAAUGUGUUGAAGAAUGUUAAUUGUUUUUUAAAAACUUUUUUUUGUUGUUUAACAUUCAACACUAAUCUGUGCUGUCUAGCUUUCUUGUUUCAUUACACUUCGGUGUUUCAUUGGCAAGUACUGUACUUUACCAUUGGAUGGCAGUGAUAUAAAGACUUAGACUUAGACAAACUUUAUUGAUCCA
Nerophis ophidion (straightnose pipefish) is the source of this 10964-nucleotide messenger RNA. RefSeq names its product gap junction protein gamma 1 (gene gjc1). The transcript has 3 exons. Gene Ontology annotation, cellular component: connexin complex. NCBI's taxonomy places the organism in Eukaryota, Metazoa, Chordata, Actinopteri, Syngnathiformes, Syngnathidae. Bases 1702 to 3150 code for a protein of 482 amino acids. Gene Ontology annotation, biological process: cell communication. The record is from RefSeq and is a predicted model, not a curated record.